Messenger RNA from Anoplophora glabripennis (Asian longhorned beetle), 480 nucleotides. RefSeq lists its product as uncharacterized. Bases 60 to 446 code for a protein of 128 amino acids. Lineage: Eukaryota; Metazoa; Arthropoda; Insecta; Coleoptera; Cerambycidae. The record is from RefSeq and is a predicted model, not a curated record. The transcript has 2 exons.
UAUACCUAGUUGGAAGUUUCUAUUAAAUUUUUCCAGUCCGUUUUCGCGUUGUCUUCGAAAUGGGUUGUAUGUAUUCGUCAAAGUCAACAGAAGAUGAUACAAAUUUUACUGUGCAGUUUCAUAAGAGAGAAAGUGAAGAAGACCACCUUGGAUGUGUUGAAAUCUGUAACAGGCGAGAAUAUUUCGACGAGUUCGACUUAAUCUACGAAGAAAUGGUUGCAAAAGGCGGUAGAGGUCGUUUAAAUUUUCACAGCAUUAGAAAAUCGUUUUGUAUCAAGAAGAAAACGAUUAGUUUAUCUGUUCCGUAUCCAAGUUUUCAAACAACCGAUUCUAGAAGAUUGUUGAAAAGAAACAUGACAAAGUGGUUGAGUUAUUCACUUCCAAAGGAAGAUUGUAGUGCCCUUAUGCAGGCAGAUCAGUUAGAUUUGGGAAGAAAAUAUCUCUAAUGUAAUUUUAGAAUCGUCUUUUCUACAUUGAUAA